GAGUGCGAGCGGGGAGCGCAGUCGGAGAGAGGCGGCCAGCGAGUGGCGAGGCGCCUGCGCGGUGUCCGGGCCCCUGAGCCCGCGGCGCUGAGCCAGCCGGGACGGACAUGCGCGGGAGGGCGCCGUGGGGCAGCCGCGGCUCAGCAGGGGGAAUGCAAGCUACUGGUUGACAACAGAUCCCUAGGCCUCACAAGUGUGGAGACCUCCCAGAGUAAGACACCAUGUCCACGGCAGGAGUUGCUGCUCAGGAGAUUAGAGUCCCGUUAAAAACUGGAUUUCUGCAUGAUGGCCAAGCCAUGAGGACCGUGAGGACCUGCUGGGGCGGCCGCAGUGAGUUUGAAAAUCACUUUUUGAACAUUGACCCAAUCACCAUGGCCUACAGCCUCAACUCUACGGCUCAGGAGCACCUAACAUCUCUUGGGCGUGCGGCGACAUCUGGUCCGAAGAACGGCAGCCACUUUGCAGAAAACGGCCCCGCUCAGAAGCCCAGCCUGGCCCCUCUUAUCAUUCCCCCGGGCGAAGACUCGGGGCAGCGUGAAGAGGAGCGAGUCGUGUGUGGUUUUAAGAAACUGUCAGUGAACGGGGUCUGUGCUUCUCCUCCUCCGCUCACCCCCAUAAAGAACCCCCCGUCCCCCUUCCCCUGCGCGGCUGUCUGUGAGCGGGGCUCCAGGCCCCUCCCGCCGCUGCCCAUCUCAGAAGACCUCUCUCUGGACGAGACAGACUGCGAGGUAGAAUUCCUCACCAGCUCAGACACGGACUUCCUCUUAGAAGACUGUACGCUCUCUGGCUUCAAAUAUGAUGUUCCCGGCAGGCGAAGCUUCCGUGGGUGUGGACAGAUCAACUACGCAUAUUUCGAUACCCCGGCUGUCUCUGCAGCAGAUCUCAGCCAGGCCCCUGACCAAAAUGGAGGGGUGCAGAAUUCUAAUCCUCCUCCACCUCAGACCCACCGAAGACUAAGAAGGUCUCAUUCAGGACCAGCUGGAUCCUUUAAUAAGCCAGCCAUAAGGAUAUCCAGCUACAUACACAGAGCUUCUCCGAACUCCGAUGAAGACAAACCUGAGGUGCCCCCCAGGGUCCCCAUACCUCCGAGGCCAGUGAAGCCAGAUUAUAGAAGGUGGUCAGCAGAAGUUACUUCGAGCACCUACAGUGAUGAAGAUAGGCCUCCCAAAGUACCACCCAGAGAACCUUUAUCCCGGAGUAACUCCCGCACACCCAGCCCCAAAAGCCUCCCGUCUUACCUCAAUGGGGUCAUGCCCCCUACGCAGAGCUUUGCCCCUGAUCCCAAGUACGUCAGCAGCAAAGCCCUGCAAAGACAGAACAGCGAAGGAUCUGCCAAUAAGGUUCCUUGCAUUCUGCCCAUUAUUGAAAAUGGGAAGAAGGUUAGCUCGACACAUUAUUACCUACUACCUGAGAGACCACCGUACCUGGACAAAUACGAAAAGUUCUUUCGGGAAGCAGAAGAAACAAACUCAAGCACCCAAACCCAGCCCCUGUGUGCUGACCGCAGUGCCGUCUCAGCCGCAGACAAGCUGGACUCGAAAACAAAACUGGAUCCAGGUGGCCAUGUGAAGCGCAAACAUCUGUCCUAUGUGGUUUCUCCUUAGGCUCUGGGGUCGCGCGGUUCAGCAGGGGCUCCCUGGGAGCAAAUGGUUCUCAGGCCACUUCCCCAUUCGGUUGCAGUUCACAGGGAAAUGUUUCAGAUUGCAGCAUAAAAGAGUCGAACCCUCCAUGUUAGAGAGAGAGAGGGUCAGCAGCCGUGGGGCACGCUCGUGCUGAGAAGCCCUGAUUUUGUUGGCGUUGGAGAAAAGUCUGUUUCAGCCCGGAAUGUAAAGCUGGGCAGGUGGGGAGGGAAGGCUGGGGAACCUCUGACAUGUGUAUACGUUAGAGACCUGUAGAAGCCUGUGGGGCAACCUCAGGCCAUAGUCGCAGGGUAACCAGAUAGUUGCUACCUUAGAGUAACAUGUAUUCAGAAUGAUAAUACAAGCUGGAGGACGACUCCUGACCGAAAAUUGAGCAAAUGGAAGAAAACACAGUAUUGUUUAGAUCGGAAUCAUAAAACAAAACAAAAAACCCGUUUUUGCUUAGUUGGAAAGGGUCUGGCUCUCGGGCCCAUGAAGUUCUUCUGUCUCCUUUAUUUCUGCAAGCAGUCUGUGCCCCCAGGGGCAGGGCGCACGUCCGUCUGUCCGUCCGUCCCGUGGCUCCACCUGCCCAGUUCACAAAUCUCCCCGAGGCCUGGGUCCCUCCAGGUUUUGCUCCUGCUCUGAUGAGGGGAGGUUGGCAGUGCGCUGGGCAGCCGGCUUCCCCCCUGUGCACGCGUGUCUCACACCUCGAGAAGUGAGAAGAUCCCAGAAUCCGUAAGCCAUUUUUCCUGACAAUUCUGCUCCGUUCUGCCCGCUAACAUGGCCCGUUGUGGUGCAGGCCUCGCAGCCGCAAUGGGAGGGCACGUUCGACUCCCGCGGGAAAGCAGACCGUUCGCCCGUGUUCGUGAUGUCAGUUCUACGCAAUCGAGAAACAGCCGUGUGACUGAGAGUCACUGGGGGGCGUGUGUUGGGUUUUUGUGUUGGGUUUUUUUGGGUUUUUUUGUUUUGUUUUGUUUUUAGACUGUAUUAAUAAACAAAUACAACACAAGCUGGCCUUGUGUUGCUGGUUCCUAUUCAGUAUUUCCCCGGGAUUGUUUGCUUUUUAAGUAAAACACUUCUGACCAAUAGAGCAGUAUGUCUUAAUAGCACAGGUCACAUCAGCAUCUUCCUGCUUUUGAGACUCUCCCGGCUGGCUGCUUCACCUGGAUUCAGUGAGACCCACAGCAUGCGCUGGGGUUUCCACGUGCUUCGAUGUAUGGAUCUUGUAUAGAUAAGCACAAAGGAGAAGGUGCUCACUAACAGAGGUACAUUACUACAAUGUUCUCUUAACAGUUAAACAAGCUGUUUACAGUUUAAACUGCUGAAUGAUAUUAUUUGAGCUAUUUAAAGCUUAUAUUUUAGUAUGAACUAAAUGAAGGGUAAGACAUGCUUUAGAAAAAUGCACUGAUUUCUGCAUUAUGUGUACAGUGUUGGACAAAGGAUUUUAUUCAUUUUUGUUGCAUUAUUUUGAAUAUUGUCUUUUCAUUUUAAUAAAGUUAUAAUACUAUUUAUGA
Molecule: messenger RNA, 3133 nt
Organism: Zalophus californianus (California sea lion)
Lineage: Eukaryota; Metazoa; Chordata; Mammalia; Carnivora; Otariidae
Gene: ERRFI1
Product: ERBB receptor feedback inhibitor 1
Exons: 4
Coding region: 222-1604 (460 amino acids)
Biological process (GO): negative regulation of epidermal growth factor receptor signaling pathway; regulation of keratinocyte differentiation
Cellular component (GO): extrinsic component of cytoplasmic side of plasma membrane
Source: RefSeq, a predicted model, not a curated record